This is a messenger RNA of Biomphalaria glabrata, 3420 nucleotides long. RefSeq names its product sushi, von Willebrand factor type A, EGF and pentraxin domain-containing protein 1-like. NCBI's taxonomy places the organism in Eukaryota, Metazoa, Mollusca, Gastropoda, Planorbidae. The transcript is spliced from 12 exons. Bases 559 to 2238 code for a protein of 559 amino acids. The record is from RefSeq and is a predicted model, not a curated record.
GUAUAACAUUCUAUGUUGGACAUACGUAACAAAAAGGUGUAUUUAUUUCCUUUGAGAUAACGCUUGGCGGCGGCUUACCUGUCAAAUGUACCUAAAGGAAGAUUUAACAAAACUAUUGGCCUAAUAGUAGUCAUCCAAUAAGAAUCAAUCCAGGCCUAUAUGUUAGAAGAAUCGAUACUUUAAAAGCAUUGGCAAUGUGAACGCCCUGACUUACAAAGCAACGAUUGAUACUGCUAAGAUAGAACCCUUUUUCUAAAGAUCUUGUUGACAUUCAUUCAUUUGUUAACAAUCGUUUUCAACUUAUUAUAGGCGUUUAAUGUUCUUAUUAAUCAUACAGACCGAUAUAUAUUUGUUUCAGAUCACACGUGUUAUACUAAUAUUUGUUUUUGCUCAUAACAACAUACAAUAAUAUUCUAUUAUUUAUCUACUGAGACCUAGAGAUAAGUUAUCGUAUAAUAGUGUGACUCUGUCUUUGUAAAACGUGUUUAAGUGAUUUUCUAAUGACAAUUCAAUGAGACGAAGGGACUACACCAACAGAAAGAGAUCAAGUUUCAAAAUAUGAGCUUUUUAAAAAGUAGGAAACCUUGUUUAGUGUAUUGCUUUGUCUGGAUUAUAUCCUCCGGACUGCACUUUGGAGUAUCCAGUAGUGCUAAUUGUGUGGACCAGCCAAUGUGUAGUUACCAAGCCUCUCAAGGAGAAUGCCAGAGACAUCCGGAGGACAUGCUGAAAGACUGCCCAAAAGUCUGUUUAAAUCCAUGUGUAUGUGAUGUUUCUGCUCAUACCAGCGACACUGCUUGUGACUGUCUUUUGAAAGCUAGAACAGGCUACUGCGAUCUGCCACAAUCUCACCAGGACUGUCCCACUACCUGUGCUACUGUUUUAAACUCAGUGAGCUGUGGUAUUCCUCCGCCGCCCGGCGACCCCAAUGCCCAUCUUUCACUGACCUCCAACUCAACCAAGUAUCUAACCAUAGCAACAGAAGUUUGUAACGACGGGUACACAUCUGUAACGGACAGGCGCCGAGGCAUGAGGAUGUGCAUGAAUGAUGGGACCUGGUCAAAAGACUUCUUUUAUGGCGAACCUGUUCAAUGUAAAUUGGUUAACUGUCAAGCUCCGCCGUCUAUGCAAAACGGCAUAGUGAGUCACAACAGUACACAUGAAGGUUCCCAGGCCAAAUAUUCAUGCAAUACCGGUUUUGUUGGGGCCAACGGAACGUCCCACAGCAUACUGACAUGCAUGCCAGAUGAAACCUGGUCUGGGGACAAGCUUGACUGUCAGAAAUUGGACUGUGGAAGCCCUCCUUUACCUGUCGGUACCAACGUCACAUUUACUUCGACACUCUAUGAAACUGUCGCUAGUUACGACUGCCAAAAGGGCUACCAGUAUCAGCGCGGAGAUUUAACCUUGACCUGCGGUGCAACAGGAACCUGGCAAGGCACACUUAUCGUCUGCGAUUAUAUAGACUGCCGUCAACCCCCCACUGUCCCCAAUACUGACGUCAACUUCUCUGGCACAACCUACGGCAACAUAUCCACGUAUACCUGUCUGGAUGGGUACACAGACCCAAGUAGUCCUACUGUUGUGAAAUGUGAUGAGUUUGGCAAAUGGUCUGGGCCUUCCAUCGCCUGCUCGCGGAAAGACUGCGGCCCGCCUCGGCACAUUGAUGGGACACAAGUGACCUACACUUCAACGCUCUAUGAGUCUCAUGCUAGCUACACGUGUGAUGCUGGCUUCGAACGAGUGGACGGUGAUGAUGUCCACGCCUGUGCAAGCGAUGGUCAAUGGCUUGGUAAACCUCUGACCUGUACAGCUGUUGUAUGUGGGGAUGCCCCAAUAUACCCAGGAGCACGCCUAUGGUCACCGCAGGGUCAAGCACUGUCGAAAUACAAUGACAAGGUUUAUUACACAUGCAUCUACCCGCAGCCUGGACAGGAGAUGCUUCAGUGGACCAUGGAAUGUGGGGCACAGAAACAGUGGCUUGGAGCGCAACCUCAAUGUGUAAAUCAGGCUAAUGUGUUCAGUACAACUCAACCUUUUACAUCUGACCAAACAUCAUUUGAUUCAAACGCAUGGUUUCUGGGGGCAGGCAUACUUGCUGUUGUGGUAUCCUUUAUUUCUCUGUUUGUAGUACUUGGAGUGACAGUUUUUGGAAAAAGCAAAUUAGUAUGCAGGAAAGGGCUGAAAAAUCCUAGGCAGAUGAAAAUCAAACCAAUCGAUGGAGGCAGUCUCAACGCAUAACAAACACAACUUAGGAGUCAACUGUAGAGAGGAAACCAUGUUGUUUUCAACACUUAAAUAACCCAAGAAGUAACAAGUGACAAAUACUAAGAUCAUGAAAAAGUUAAAUGAUUUGUAUUAGCAAGCAGUUUUAUAGUUUGUUGAGCUGGUAGAAGGGAAAUACUUUCUUUGUGGAUUUCAUUGAGAUUGAAAUCAAUGGAUUAAAGAGAACAGUUCAUUUGAUUAGGACAAGAUAACUUUGUGGUCUGUACAUUAAGAACAAUAAAAUAGUCAGCAGUAUGUUUCUAAAUGUAUUUUUAUCAAAUAAAAAAAAAUGCAACCAAUUUACAAUUGAAAGAUUACAUCUUACUAACAUAGGGUAAAUUCAAAACAGUAGUGCCACAUUUUGAUUUUUUAAAAAUAUGUUACAAAAUUUAUUUUUUUAAAUAAUGAAGCUAAAAAUUAUUUUUUUUUACUAAGAUACAGAUGAAAGAUCAAGACUAUAUUACAACUGUUUAAAAAAAGUAUUUUAAAUGAAAUACAAAGUAAAUUUAAAGAAUAAACAAAAAUGUUCAAAUUUUGUAUCUAUGAUAAUCUAUUUUUAUGAUACAAGAGGAAAAGUACAAAUGUAAAUGAAAAAAUAUCUCAGAAUAAUCUCAAAGUAUUGAUGAGUGUGAAGCAGGAAUGGUCAACCAAGAUGCACUGCACAGACUGCACAAAAAGUGCAAUUUGAAAACCUUCCAUUAUAAAUUACAGAAGUUCCUUCAAAAGAGAAGAUUAAUUUGUUAGCAUAUCCUUAUAUUAGCUAGUCGUGCAUAUUAAUUAGAGACUAAAAAUAGAACCUAAAAAAAAUAUAAUUUUUGGAGAGUUCAUUUUCAAAUGAACAUCGUAAGAGAAAAGCACAAAGAUUCUAUGAAUUUUUUUUAACCAAUAAAAUUCAAGGUCUCAGAAAUCUCAUGACAAUUAGUAAACAAAAUGUUUAACUUUGCAAAAUUAAGAUAUUAUCAAAAAAAGGAACAAAGAUAUGACAAAUUAUUUUAAAGUGUAUGUAUAAUUAAUGUAUAUUUUACCAUAAACAUAUUUAGUACAUUUCAAGGUAUGUCAAGCCUUUUUAUUUUUGAUAUGCUGAUACAUUAUACAGACAUUUUUUUUAAAAAAAGGUUGGCCACCCCUGGUCUAAAUUAAAAAAAAAAAAAAAAACAA